This is a messenger RNA of Vigna radiata var. radiata (mung bean), 942 nucleotides long. RefSeq names its product pectinesterase inhibitor-like. Gene Ontology annotation, biological process: negative regulation of catalytic activity. NCBI's taxonomy places the organism in Eukaryota, Viridiplantae, Streptophyta, Magnoliopsida, Fabales, Fabaceae. Bases 181 to 732 code for a protein of 183 amino acids. The transcript has a single exon. The record is from RefSeq and is a predicted model, not a curated record. Gene Ontology annotation, molecular function: enzyme inhibitor activity.
GGUAGAAAAUCAAGCACUGAAAUAGAAAAGGUCCUGAAUUUAGGAAGAAGCGUCGGUUGAAGAGAGAGCCAUAAAAAACUGAGGCACAGCGCAUCGCUGCCUCUACCGUACCAUUGUAACAAACAUAUUUGAGAUUAUAAACCGAAAGCGUUGUAACGUCAAAGCAAAAGCAAAAAGAAAAUGGGAAGCAAAGCAAAUUUCUUCUGGCUAUUGGCGACGUGCAUGUGUAUUAUUGUAGCGCAUCACGAAGCCGGUGCUGCAGAACAAUUGCGAGGCAAAGCGCUAAUCCAGGAUGUCUGCAAGACUAGGGGAAACAGUGAACUGUGCAUGAAGGUGCUUUCAGCGGACCCAAGCAGCCCAAAUGCCACCCUAACGGACCUGGCAAUAAUAACGCUGAAGGCGGCGGCGGAAAACGCCAGCGGCAUAUUAGUGGACGCCAAGAAGAUGAUCGAUGACCCGAACUUGGAACCAGCAAUACAACAGGGGCUUGCUGAUUGCUCGGAGAAUCUCUUGGAUGCAGAAAGUCAAAUUCAAGACACUAUUGCUUCCGUUUUGUCUAACGAUAAGAUAGAUGCCCUAGUGUGGCUGAAGGCAGCCCUAGCUGCAAUUGACACAUGUGACGACUCCAUCCCCGGGGACGAUGACAUUCUCUCUAGAAGGAGUGUAAGCUUUCGCCAACUCUGCAACAUUGCCGUCGCCAUCAACAAGAGAAUGAUGGGCAUUGAAUCCUAGAUGCUACUUACAUCUCUGAAUCCUAUGUUGGUGUCUUUUUGUCUCCACGCUUUGCAAAUCCUAGAUGUUUUUGCUCCACAAGGUUAUUCAGCUUUUAGUUAGGUGGGUGAAGGAGACAAUUAACUAGCGUUCUCGUGCAUUCAAUAGGAACAUGCAGGCACCCACACAUACUGUGCUAGAAUAAGCCAACAUCCUUUUCAAUGUUUCUCC